AGUCGCCGUCCCUAAGAUGGAAGACCUUAAGAUUGAAGACAAGGAGGAGGACAAGAAGCCUGACGAGGUCGAAGACGACGACGGCGAGGACGACGACGAGGAUGGGGCAAAUGGAGCGGCAGGAGAUGCGCAAAAGAAGAAGAAGAAGAAGAAAAACCAAAAAGAAGAAGGUCGCUAUGGUCCAAUCUGAGCCCCCCCGCGUUGGCUUGAGCAAGAUCUUCCGCAACGGCGUGUACCCUGUCGGCGAGGAGGUCGAGUACAAGAACGACACCACAUCCCGUAUUACAUCCGAAGAAAUGCGCGAGAAGGAGCGCCUGGCGCAGGAGGACCCCACGGACACAUAUCAGAAUAUCCGCAAGGCGGCCGAGGUUCACCGGCAAGUACGACAGUAUGCGGCGCGCAACAUCAAGCCAGGCAUGACCAUGAUUGAGAUUGCCGACAUGAUCGAGAACGGCACUCGUGCAUUGGUCGAGGAGAAUGGGUUCGAGGCGGGCAUUGGCUUCCCAACAGGUUUGAGCACGAACGAGGUUGCGGCGCACUACUCGCCCAACCCCGGGGACACCAAGGUGCUGCAGAAAAGCGACGUGCUGAAGGUCGACUUUGGUGUCCACGUCAAGGGGCGAAUCGUCGACUCGGCGUUUACCCUCAACUGGGAGCCGACGUGGGACAAGCUGCUUGAGGCGGUCAAGGACGCGACGAACACCGGUAUCGCUGCGGCGGGGAUUGAUGUGCGACUGUGUGACAUCGGCGAGCAGAUCCAGGAGGUCAUGGAGAGCUACGAGGUCGAGGUCAACGGCAAGGUGUACCCCGUCAAGUCGAUCCGCAACCUGAACGGACACAGCAUCGUCCCCUACACUAUCCACGGCGGGCACGACGGCAUUCCCGGUAAGAGUGUGCCGAUUGUCAAGCAGUUUGGCGCAGCAAAGGACACGACUCGCAUGGAGGAGGGCGAGUACUUUGCGAUUGAGACGUUCGGAAGCACGGGCAACGGCCGUGUCGACGAGGACGGCACGUGCAGCCACUACGCGCUCUCACCGCAGCAGCCGGCAAACUACACCCUGCGUCACCAGUCGGCCAAGAACCUCCUUAAGAGCAUCAAAGCCAACUUCGGCACCCUCCCCUUCUGCCGCCGCUACCUCGAGCACGUCGGCGAGAAGAACUACCUGCUCGGCCUAAACACGCUUGUGCGCGAGGGCAUUCUCUCCGACUAUCCCCCGCUUGUUGAUCACGCACCCGGGGCGCAGACGGCUCAGUUUGAGCACACCAUUCUCCUCCGCCCGACGUGCAAGGAGGUCGUUUCGCGUGGUGACGACUACUAGUGUCGCUGUUGUAGCAUGUAGAGUUGUGCAGAUGUAGUGCGUCGUAUGGAAGCAGCUGCCCGUACCACAUCGCGGCGAGUGUGCAUUACAUUGC
This is a messenger RNA of Cutaneotrichosporon oleaginosum, 1413 nucleotides long. RefSeq lists its product as uncharacterized. Gene Ontology annotation, molecular function: metalloaminopeptidase activity. The record is from RefSeq and is a predicted model, not a curated record. Gene Ontology annotation, cellular component: cytoplasm. NCBI's taxonomy places the organism in Eukaryota, Fungi, Basidiomycota, Tremellomycetes, Trichosporonales, Trichosporonaceae. Gene Ontology annotation, biological process: proteolysis.